Molecule: messenger RNA, 3243 nt
Organism: Kogia breviceps (pygmy sperm whale)
Lineage: Eukaryota; Metazoa; Chordata; Mammalia; Artiodactyla; Physeteridae
Gene: SCML4
Product: Scm polycomb group protein like 4
Biological process (GO): negative regulation of DNA-templated transcription
Cellular component (GO): nucleus
Molecular function (GO): chromatin binding; histone binding
Source: RefSeq, a predicted model, not a curated record
CAGCCGAAAUGCAGUCUCAGAGGAUCCCGGGGAGAAAGCGAGGCCGACCCCCACUUCACUCAACACCUAUGAAGAUGGCAGUUCAUAACCUUUAUUCUGCUUCAGCUGGUUCUUUACCAGCAGUGAAGAUCCCAAAGAAAAGAGGGCGGAAACCCGGGUACAAGCUCAAGUCUCAGGUUCUCAUGACGCCUUUAGCCCUCUCACCCCCGCGGAGCACGCCGGAGCCCGACCUCAGCUCCAUCCCUCAGGAUGCAGCCACCAUACCCAGCUUGGCAGCUCCACAGGCUCUCACAGUCUGCCUCUACAUCAACAAGCAAGCCAACGCAGGGCCGUACCUUGAGAGGAGGAAGGUACAGCAGCUCCCCGAGCACUUUGGGCCCGAGAGGCCGUCGGCCGUCCUGCAGCAGGCUGUGCAAGCGUGCAUCGACUGCGCCCACCAGCAGGAGCUGGUCUUCUCCCUGGUCAAGCAGGGCUACGGUGGGGAGAUGGUGUCAGUCUCCGCGUCCUUUGAUGGGAAGCAGCACCUGCGGAGUCUGCCCGUGGUGAACAGCAUUGGGUAUGUCCUCCGCUUCCUUGCCAAGCUGUGCCGAAGCCUCCUGUGUGACGACCUCUUCAGCCACCAGCCGUUUCCCAGGGGCACCAGCGCCUCCGAGGAAGCCCCUGAGAGCCAGGAAGACAGGAUGGACUCAGCAAAAACAGUCACCACUGAGGAGUGCCUGGUGAACCCUGCGAGCAUGAACCGCUACAGCGUGGACUCCUCCUCCUCCGCCUUUAGCCACAGGGGCUCCCUGCCCACCUCCUCUUCGUUGUACUGCAAGAGGCAGAACUCUGGAGACGGCCACCUUGGGGGAGGCUCAGCCACCACAGUCGGUGGUCCCCAUACCAGCCCCAUGUCCUCUGGAGGCCCCUCAGCACCUGGGCUGAGGCCCCCUGGCUCCAGCCCCGAGAGAAAUGGGACCUCUCUUGAAGGAAACAGAUGUGCCUCCAGCCCUUCUCUGGACAGCCGGCGGCCAAGGAGCAGGAACCCCUCUACCUGGUCCGUGGAGGAUGUGGUCUGGUUCGUGAAAGACGCAGACCCGCAGGCUCUGGGGCCCCACGUGGAGCUCUUCCGGAAGCAUGAGAUUGAUGGCAAUGCCCUCCUGUUGCUGAGGAGUGACAUGAUCAUGAAAUACUUGGGCCUAAAGCUGGGACCUGCACUGAAACUCUGCUACCAUAUUGAUAAACUGAAGCAAGCCAAGUUCUGAAGGUAUUUAAAAGAUAGAAGCAAAAUCCAGACAACAGACCUCCAGAUCAUCUUCUGCCUUACCAACAUUUGCCACCAUCACAAAGACUCUCUCCUGAGAAAGAACAGCCACAAAGACUUGGUCUUUUUAUAAAACUUGUGCAUCUUGACCUUUUAAAAAAUUCAACAUGGCCCUUUUGAAAGGUUCUUCUGUGUUAAUGAUUUGCCAGAAAAUUACAAAGAAGCCUGUUAUUUUUAACAUUUCUGGUAGGUUGGUAGCUCUUAGGGUGGGUACUGUUUUUAUAAUGAGAGUGUGGGGAACUGAAUGCUGUCACCCAAGGAGGACACUGGAGACGUCCAAGGAUGUGAGAAGAACCUUUGUCCCUGCAGGCUCUGCGGGGACGCCCACCGCAGCACUACCUGUUUUUAGCUCUGACUUGGGGACCCUAUCGUUGUGAAUCUUGCUUAAGUCAGCUCUGGAAGCUGUCUUCUGAGGAUAAAUACCUCACCUUGCACUAUCUGGAAAACUUGAAUUCUUUUGCUCUCUGAAAGAGAAGGAAAAAAAAAAUCUUUUCUAUUCCUAGUUAUCUGAAGUACUGUGUUUCCCCACUAGAGGGCAGACUGCUAAUGUAUUUUCGGGACCCUCACUUCAGCAGCCUGAUAUUCAACACCCAGUGGAUGGAUUAGGGUUUCUGUGAACAAGACCUAGCCUACACAGACACAGGGAAUUUAUUCCACAGUCAGCACCACAGAUUGCAACUUGGGAAGAAACCGUCUUCUAGAAGGUUCUAGUUCAUAUCCAAUCAUUACUGACUGACUGAGGUGCACCAGCAGCAAAGUCAAGAAUUUGGAAGCACGUUCUUCCCAGAUGGGGCUUUGGAGUUCCUUCCCUUCCAGAGUCUUUACUGAGGUGUCGAUGUAUUGGCAUGCUGGAGAGGUUAGUGACAUUUAGUCAUGGUGUUUCUUUAAAAAAGAAGAAAGAUGUCUCUACUAAGCUUUGAAAUGGGAGAGUGUUGAUUUCUAGCUACAUGGUGGGAUUAUAUAGUUGUAUGUGUGGCUAAUUUUAAUAAUAAUAGCAUGUACACAGAUAUGCUAUUAUUGGGUUUAAUUCAAUUUACAAAUAGGUUUUCCUUUCUCACCGUGGAGUAAUAGAAAAAUACUGAUUUCUACCCUUUUGUAGCUGUGUCCAGGGACGGACAAUGAAUCCACAAUUUACUAGGCAGAAGGGCAGCCUUGUCUCCAUUCUUCUUUUUAUCCUUUUCCUUUCUCUCUCCCUGUCUCUUUUUUCCUUCCUCUCUCACUGAACGGGAAACAUAUCUUCAAAAUGAAUUUGCCUUUGCCGUGGGCAUGUCCUCUUCCUUAAAAAACAUCUGUAGCGUUGUAAGGGAGGAGAUGAAUACUAGACUUUGUGAUCUCUGGGAGGCGGAAGAUCAAGAGCCACUCAGGGCCUCCCCUGGCCCAAAUGCAAAUCAGAAAAGGCACAACAUCCUCGGGAUGCAGCCUGGAUGGGCGUCUUGGCUGGUGAGUGGAGCAGGGUGGGAUUGCAGCCUUCUCACCCCUCCACCAGGUGACCUUGUGCAGAACAAGACCUGUACAAACUUGAGGGCAGCCCUAGGUAGAUUUGUAUAUUGAUCCUCUAUAAAUCAGUUAGAACUUGGAUGAGGAUCACAAGAAACAUUCCAUGCCAUGCUCUUAGACCCACUUUGAUGAGUGGUAUUUGAGAAAGCACAUCAGAGCAAAAUCCUUUUUAGACACGCAAAUGGUGGCGGACUUAAAGCGUGACAGAAAAGGGAUAGAGCAGAGUGUCCUAAAACUGCCCAUGGAACUGAGCUUGAGUUAUCAGGCUGUGGAAGAGCUGAAUGUCUGUUGGUCCCGGCACCUGACAAAACUACCCUGAAUCAGGCCUUGGGACAGCGUCUUCAAGAUUUUGAAACAAUAAAUUGACUCUGUCCCUCAAGGUUUGUAAAUCGUGACGUGCUCACUGCUGAUCUGGAGUUAGAUAGUUGCCCUCAAAAAACCAC